Molecule: messenger RNA, 3422 nt
Organism: Amphibalanus amphitrite
Lineage: Eukaryota; Metazoa; Arthropoda; Thecostraca; Balanomorpha; Balanidae
Product: WD repeat-containing protein 20-like
Exons: 4
Coding region: 1613-3202 (529 amino acids)
Molecular function (GO): protein binding
Source: RefSeq, a predicted model, not a curated record
GGGAACGAUUUCACCGACGCCUUUCAGGGGCUCUUUUCAUUAACAAGCAUCACGUCCAACGCCGCAAAUUAUUGUUAACGCAACAAUCAUCAGAUGACCUUUCCGGCAAGACCGUCGCAUGUUUCGCCCGGUCUUCUGCGCUUUUAUUCCCGUCGAUCUCGCAGCGGGCACGCCCCCCUCUGCAGGAUUACGUAAUUCACAACGCUCAGCGAUGUUCAACAAGGUCUUCCAUACCUAUAUCCACCGUCCGCGCCGAGGGUGGAGACAUGUCAAGCACCUGUCUGUUUAUCACCGAUAGUUGACGAGCACAAGGAAGUAUCCAAAAAUGGGAACGCUGAAUAUGUUACACCCUCAAAACACCUAGUCCCAAUGAAAAUCUAGUUUUUUCCUUUCUUGAUGAGUGUAAGUGGCAAAAGGCCUGGUAGGAUGGGCACGAGGAAUGAUCGAAAUCAGCAUAAAAAUUAUAAAUAAGCCACACAGAGCGACCUAUAUAAGAGAAAUUCCCCCAAAACGAUCACGCUUAGAAACACAGAAGACAAAAACCACGCUCAUGACGCUCCUCAUAAAAAACUCGAAACAGCUAGCAUCCAAAUAAAAUAUGUCUAUCUGGGAUGAUAUAAUACAGCUGAAUAAUUUAAAACCACUGAAACUGAGUUUACAACAGUAGUUCGGUAAAAUCACUGACGUUCCAUGCGGUCGUGCGCCCCGACACCAAAUGUCACCAAUAUUACCCCCGGACUGUCCGCGUGUUCGCUUGCAUAUGUCAGCAUCUGGUGUCGCUAGUAUGAAACUUCAUAACCAGGCGAAAAUUAUUAUACUUGACCUCAAAAUGUAAAAAACGCUUCAUUUUCCUUAAAAUUGCAAGUUAAAUGUAGUAUAACCCAUGUUUUCACCAAUCCGUCAUUUCAAAAAAUCAUUAAAAAUAUCAUUCGACGGUCAAUUUCCUUGUGCAACGGUCAGAUUAAAGAUAAUUUUAUAGAGACUUAGUAGAUACUUAAAUUAGCGUGCACUUUUUUGAGACGUGAUGCACUUAUGAGUUUUAGUGGGUGAACGACCGAAAAAUUACCUUCCGUUCCCAUUAAUGGGAACGCCCGUUCCCAUAUUUGGGAACUCCGUUCCCAAAAAUGGGAACGUUCCUAUAUUUGGGUACUCAUGACCAUAGUUCCGCCUACUGAAAAUAGACGUCGUGUGUUUUGUUGAAGGCAAAGUAACUGUGCCAAGGAAUAAGACGCGCAAGUAUUAGACUUAGAUUCGAAGCUGCCAACUAACGGCUUAUUUGAAGAGGUUGAGCGUCUGGUUCAGAUGCAAUUAUUGUUUGCUGUUUCCUAGUGAAUUUGUCAAGUGUUUCAUGGUUCUUUGCAUAUUUCAAGGUGUUACUGGGAACAUAUUGCCCCAUACUUCAAAUCAAGGACAUUGUUUGCCACUUGUCUGCAAGAGAAGGGAAGACCUGCAACAACUUUAAAAAGCCAUCCGUGAAGCCGCCAGCCAUUACGAUCCAGCUAGUGGUGGUGGUGAACCUGCCUGUUGAAGGAUGUAAUGAAGAUAUGACUAAUGAACAAUAGUGUUAUGAGCAUCAGUUUGCUGCAGAAGAUUGAUUGCAUAUCUCCAAAGAAUGGCUAAUUCCAUGGAGAAUGGUGUUAAAGAUGAGCCCAAGACUCAAUUUACUGCACGCGAGGGAACCUAUAGGUUGAUGACACAUUCAGACUACUCCAGACAAAAUAGAGUUGGUUAUAGUAGUACAGGACAUGGGAAUAUUCCUGUCAGAGUUUCAUUUGUUACUGUAGAUGAUACAUGUGGCCCAAGUGAGAGGAUAUGCUUUAAUUAUGGAAGGGAACUAUAUGUGUAUGUGUACAAGGGUGUACAAAAGGCAGUGGAUCUGAGCAAACCUGUGGACAAGAGGGUGUACAAGAGCACGAGUCCAACAUGUCACGACUUCAUUGUGUCCAAGAGCUCACCGGACUCAACAUCUCUGCUGGUGGGCUUCACCGGCGGUCAGGUUCAGCUCAUCGACUCGGCACGGCAGGACGCCAGCAACAUCUUCAAUGAUGAGCAACUGAUCGAGAAGACCCGGGUGACGUGCGUCAAGUGGCUGCCCAACACACCGCACCAGUUCCUGGCGUCACACGCCAGCGGCCACCUGUACCUGUACUCGGAGCGGCUGCCGUGCGGCCCGGCCGCGCCCACCUACCAGACCUUCAAACAGGGGGACGGCUUCACCGUGUACACGUGCAAGGCACGCAGCACGCGCAACCCUCUCUACCGCUGGGCGGUGGGCGAGGGCGCCGUCAACCGGUUCGAGUUCUCUCCCAGCGGGCGUUACCUGGCCACAGUCUCCCAGGAUGGCUGUCUAAGGGUGUUCCGGUAUGAUAACAUGGAGCUGGCAGGGGUGGCGCGCAGCUAUUUCGGCGCGCUGACCUGCGUGGCCUGGUCGCCCGACUGCCGGUACGUGGCCGCCGGUGGUGAGGACGACCUGCUGACCGUGUGGAGCGUGGCAGAGCGCCGCGUGGUGGCGCGUGGCCGCGGCCACCGCUCCUGGGUGGCCGACGUCGCCUUCGACCCGUACACGAGCGUGGUGGACGGCGGCGGCGAGCCCGCCUCCAACGGCAACGGCUACUCGUCGGACGAGGGCGGCGCGGCGCCGGCGCCGCCGCUCGUCACCUACCGGAUCGGCUCGGUGGGCCAGGACACCCAGCUCUGUCUGUGGGAGCUCACUGACGACGUGCUGCGCCGGCCGUACGGACGCAGCCGCGCCAGUGUGGCCGGCGUGGCCUCCGAGCCGGCGCCGCCCGCCUCGACGGGCUCGCUGUCCGCGCGGCUCUCCUCCCUGGGUCUGGGCGGCGAGCAGCGGCGCGAGCCCGGCCGCCGGCUCGGUCUGCUGCUCGGCGGACACCGCGCAGAGAAGGCCGCAGAGCGCGCCGGCUCGGCGGCCGGCGGCGGCGGCGCCGCGCAGCGCCGCGAGCGUGACCGGCUCAUCGGCACGCCGGGCUGCCCGCGGCUGGCCGACUGUCCCAUCCUGGAGCCGCACGUCAGCUGCCGCGUGUCGCACGAGCGCCUGACGGCACUGACCUUCCGCCGAGAUUGCGUGGUGACCGCCUGCUGCGACGGCUACGUCUGCACCUGGGCGAGGCCCGGCACCGUCACCGGUGCGUGCUCGAGCUCGAGUCCAGCGGCCACGCACGGCGACACGAGCACCGUGGUCUGACGCCCCGGCCGGCACCAGAGCCGGUCCCAACUGUGAUAGAGAGCACGGCCGCGCCACCUGUGCGGCGCCGGCCCAACUCGAGUCUGCCGCUCGGGCCGGCAGAUGGCGCGCGGAGCGCUCCGUGUCGCGCGGCCGCCGCUCGGGUCUCCUGCUCAGCGGCCGCCUCCCUCGUGCGCGCGCGUGCAAGAUAUUUAUAGUGAAAUAUAUGGUGCUUCGAUUG